CAGCCCAAAGAUGGAAAGAAGCCAGAGCCUUGCAAACCCAUCUUGAAAGUGGAGUACAAAACUACCAGGGCAGGGGACCCAUUCAUGAUACUGUGUGGAGGUUUGUCAUAUGAUACAGUGGGUAGGCGAGCCUGUCUGACUGUGAUGCAUGGGAAAAGCACGGCAGUGCUGGAGAUGGACUACCCCAUAGUGGAUUUCCUUACGCUGUGUGAAACCCCAUAUCCAAACGAUUUCCAGGAGCCUUAUGCGGUUGUUGUCCUGCUGGAGAAGGAUUUGGUUGUCAUUGACCUUGCACAAAUUGGGUAUCCGAUCUUUGAGAAUCCAUAUCCUCUGUCCAUCCACGAGUCUCCAGUGACCUGCUGCGAAUAUUUUGCGGACUGUCCAGCUGAAGUCAUUCCUGCACUUUACUCAGUGGGCUCCAGACAGAAGAGACAAGGGUUCAGUAAGAAGGAAUGGCCCAUAAGUGGUGGUAACUGGGGCCAGGGAACGCUGAGUUUCUCAGAGAUUAUCAUCACUGGGCAUGCUGAUGGAUCGAUCAAGUUUUGGGAUGCCUCAGCAUUAAUGCUUCAGGUUUUGUAUAAGCUGAAAACAGCGAAGGUGUUUGAGAAGCCCCGCGGUAAAGAGGAGAAAUCCAGCACUGAAAUUGUGGAUGAAGAUCCGUUUGCCAUCCAGAUUCUGUCCUGGUGUCCAGAGAGCCGUGUGCUCUGUGUGGCUGGAGUAUCGGCUCAUGUUAUAGUCUACAGGUUCAGCAAACAGGAAGUCACCACUGAAGUGGUUCAG
This is a messenger RNA of Sinocyclocheilus grahami, 780 nucleotides long. Its product is annotated as syntaxin-binding protein 5-like. The record is from RefSeq and is a predicted model, not a curated record. The transcript has 7 exons. Gene Ontology annotation, molecular function: GTPase activator activity; syntaxin binding; myosin II binding. The annotation marks the transcript as partial. Gene Ontology annotation, biological process: exocytosis; Golgi to plasma membrane transport. Lineage: Eukaryota; Metazoa; Chordata; Actinopteri; Cypriniformes; Cyprinidae. Gene Ontology annotation, cellular component: plasma membrane; cytoplasm; SNARE complex.